ACUCAAAUGAAACCAAACAGUUGUAACUGUUCAGCAGCUCCCAAACCUUUUUCCAAUCUUCCUGUAAGAACAGAGCCAUGGACUCCACGGAUCAGUUUGACAACAGCCCUCUGCUAGACGGAGACGGCUCAUCACGAGAGAAUACAACAGAAUAUACAGGUGAUGGAUCUGUUUGCAUCAGUGGGCAUCCUGCUUGCAGAAAACAUACAGGGAAUUGGAAGGCCUCCUUCUUAAUCAUAGUCUGUUCACUCUGCUGUUAUCUUGCAUAUUCUUCCAUUGGAAAAAACCUUGUCAGUUAUCUCACAAAAGUCCUACAUGAAACAAAUUUGGAUGCUGCAAGACAUGUUGCAACUUGGCAAGGUACUAGCUAUCUCGCGCCUCUGGUUGGAGCCUUCGUUGCCGAUUCAUAUCUGGGAAAGUACCGGACAGUUUUGAUCGCCUGCAUGAUUUUCAUUAUUGGAAUGAUGAUGUUGCUUCUAUCAGCAGCACUUCAAUUAAUCUCAGCCGGUCCUCACGCUUGGACUGUUUUGGUACAUCUAGUCUCUUCUCAGUACACCAUAUUCUUGGUUGGGUUGUACAUGGUGGGUUUAGGGUAUGGUGCACAGCGCCCUUGUGUCACGUCUUUUGGAGCCGAUCAAUUUGAUGACACCGAUUAUGUGGAGAAAACCAGAAAGAGCUCCUUCUUCAAUUGGCAUUAUUUUGCAAUCAAUGCUGGUUCAUUGAUUGCUGGGACUGUUAUUGUCUGGGUUCAAGAACAUGAAGGCUGGCUCUGGGGUUUUACAAUUUCAACACUGUUUGUGACUUUAGGUGUAUGUAUUUUUUUCUUGGGCUCCAUCGUGUAUAGAUUUCAGAAGCCUGGAGGAAGCCCUCUGACAAGACUAUGCCAGGUUGUCAUUGCAGCUACUCGGAACUUUGAUAAAGUUUUGCCAUGUGAUUCCUCAGCUCUUUAUGAGUUUAUGGGGCAAGGCUCGGCAAUCGAAGGCAGGCGGAAAUUGGAGCAUACAACUGGACUUGAGUUCUUUGAUAAAGCUGCAAUUGUGACAUUACCUGACUGUGAAUCUCCUGGCCAACAUAAUAAAUGGAAGAUUUGCACUGUCACUCAGGUAGAGGAGUUAAAGAUUCUGAUCAGGAUGUUUCCAAUUUGGUCGGCAAUGGUAUUGUUUGCUGCAGUUCAGGAACAGAUGUCUUCAACAUUUGUAGAGCAAGGGAUGGCAAUGGAUAAACACAUCGGGUCUUUCGAAAUACCUGCUGCAUCCUUCCAGUGUGUAGAUACAAUUACUGUCGUUGUACUGGUUUCAAUUUAUGAGAGACUCAUUGUUCCAGUAAUUAGAAAAUUUACUGGCAGAGCGAAUGGCAUUACGUCACCACAGCGAAUAGGGAUUGGUUUAUGUUUCUCGAUGUUCUCAAUGGUGUCAGCAGCAUUGGUGGAGGGUAACCGGCUACAGAUUGCACAGGCCGAAGGUUUGGUGCACCGCAAGGUGGCUGUUCCGAUGAGCAUCAUGUGGCAAGGACCCCAGUACUUCCUGCUAGGCGUCGCCGAGGUGUUCUCCAAUAUUGGGCUAACUGAGGUUUUCUAUGAUGAAUCUCCAGAUGGCAUGCGAAGCUUAUGUAUGGCAUUCUCGCUUGUUAACAUGUCGGUUGGAAAUUACCUUAGUUCAUUUAUCCUUUCCCUUGUGCCAGUAUUCACAGCCAGAGGAGGCAGCCCAGGGUGGAUACCUGAUAACUUGAAUGAAGGGCAUUUGGAUAGAUUCUACCUGAUGAUGGCUGGGCUGAGUUUUUUGAAUAUAGUAGUCUUUGUAUUCUGUGCUAUGAGGUACAAAUGUAAGAAGGCUUCCUGAUCCUCAUUGACCUCUGCAAUAUGGCGAAGCGUGUGUAGAAAUUGUACUGUGGUAUAUAUCAUCAUGUGCAAAGGUAAACUAUGCCGCAGGUAAUUGCAAUGCCGCAUAUCUCGUCUCGUGUAAAAGCACCCUUGGCUGAGCCCAACAUGAUACCAUUUGUCAUCUACGGGUGUUGUGCAAUCAAACACAGUCUUCUUCCUCACGAUCUUCCCUCCCCCCAAGUGGUUGAUUGACAAAGGUAAUAAGCUUAUGCAUGAAGCUGCCUCGGCUACAUCCCCUGAAGUGGAAGCAAGAUCUGUUGGACACUGCUUUUCUGAAGAAGGAGCAUGUUGUAGUAGUUAUUUCAGUGAUGUGGGCAAUUUGGAGCAAUAGAAAUAUGUAUAUGGAGAAUCUCAAUACCAGACACUGAAUAUCAAUGGAGUUGAUGAGUUGAUUACAUCACUUGAUAUUCCAAGGGGUGAUACAGUGGACAUGAACUCAUAAAGGAACGUUAGAGGUACCACCGCAGGGCUGGGUAAAACUGAACUGUGAUGGGGCGACCGACCAGGCCACGGGAGAUGCAGGAGCCGGAGUGGUGGCUAGGGAUGAUCGGGGGUCCUUAUUUGCGAGAUACUCUAAAUACCCUGCUAAGGAGGACCCAUUCAUAGCCGGAAUCCUAGCUUGUCGUGAUGCUAUGAAACUUGCUAUGGUAGACCGUUAUCACAUGUGAUCGUGGAAUCGGAUUCCGUCCAUUUGCACAAUAUGGACACUAGGAAAUUAUAGGUCUGUCGAAGGCCAAGUUUGUAGAGAGAUGGACUCUUAUCUCUCAUCCUCUAAGGGAUUUGAUCUAGUC
Messenger RNA from Triticum urartu, 2670 nucleotides. RefSeq names its product protein NRT1/ PTR FAMILY 8.3-like. NCBI's taxonomy places the organism in Eukaryota, Viridiplantae, Streptophyta, Magnoliopsida, Poales, Poaceae. The record is from RefSeq and is a predicted model, not a curated record. Gene Ontology annotation, biological process: transmembrane transport. Gene Ontology annotation, cellular component: membrane. Gene Ontology annotation, molecular function: transmembrane transporter activity.